Molecule: messenger RNA, 237 nt
Organism: Ilex paraguariensis (yerba mate)
Lineage: Eukaryota; Viridiplantae; Streptophyta; Magnoliopsida; Aquifoliales; Aquifoliaceae
Source: the annotation of a GenBank genome assembly
AUGUCUGUUGAUCUUGAAUCUCUGUCAGAGGCCACCUCAGGAGCUAUUGGGGCUCUUGUGAGCACCACCAUCUUGUACCCUCUUGAUACCUGCAAGGCUAAGUACCAAGCUGAGAUUCGAGUUCACGGUCAGCAAAAAUACAGCUUCGAUGGCAAUUUCAAAGUUGUGGAGAAAACAAAUUGUCAAUAUGUGCUAUAUGGCAAGCUUUCGGUUGUGAUGCUUGCCCGUGACCUCUAG